Molecule: messenger RNA, 842 nt
Organism: Papilio machaon (common yellow swallowtail)
Lineage: Eukaryota; Metazoa; Arthropoda; Insecta; Lepidoptera; Papilionidae
Exons: 3
Coding region: 81-467 (128 amino acids)
Source: RefSeq, a predicted model, not a curated record
AUGUAGCUUCAUUCAUCAGGUUACUGUUAACCAGACCAACCAUUUAUUGUGCUAAUAGUUAAAAUAAAAAAAAGUUUCAAAUGGAUGUUAAAUAUAUCCUGUACGUUGUACUUUUGUUAAAUAGAAACAUCAACACGGCGUAUGGAUCGGAUAUUAACGAUACAUUUAAAAUAACUGACAGAGUAUUCAGUUGCAGCAACUGGCUAUCUUCACUAAUAGACAAUAUUUGCAAUAAUGUGUACAAAAUUGUUAAAAGGGAUACAUCGCUUAUGAUCGAGAAAAUGGCACCUAAAGAUCUGCAAAAGAGCAUGUACAAGCAACGCUUACUUACCGAAGAGCAUUGGAGACGCGUGCGGAGGCAAGUCGCCAGUGAAUGCUGCGAACGAGCGUGUACAGUCGGCAACAUAAUCAUGUACUGUCCUGACGAUGCAAAACUAUUGCGAGAAAAUCCUGACAUAUUCUAUUGAAACGAUGACACCAAUGAGUGAUAAAGCCAAAAAUGGUACAUUCAUGUAUCAGCGAACAUUUUAAAAUCUACCUCAUGCUUCCGAGACAAAGACGGUUCUUAGGCAAUCUGAUGUUCCGAAAGUAGCUGAAUAACUUUGUAGUACUCGUUAUUAUAACUGGCAAAGUUACAAAGUCCGUCCAGUAUUUACGUGGUUAAAUAUGUGAUCUGAUGAAUCAACAAUUUAAAUAAAAUAUUUUAAAAAGGAUUUUCCUUUUUGACUUAAAUAUGGGUGGGUACAUUCAGUAAUAUGGUAAAAUGUUUAAAUCGUACAAGUAAGAUAUCUUUCGAGAAGCGAUAUUUAGCAAGCUUUAUGUGUAAAUAUUUUCCUUAAAUU